This is a messenger RNA of Exophiala xenobiotica, 2282 nucleotides long. RefSeq lists its product as uncharacterized. The record is from RefSeq and is a predicted model, not a curated record. Gene Ontology annotation, molecular function: ATP binding; DNA replication origin binding; ATP hydrolysis activity. Gene Ontology annotation, cellular component: nuclear origin of replication recognition complex. NCBI's taxonomy places the organism in Eukaryota, Fungi, Ascomycota, Eurotiomycetes, Chaetothyriales, Herpotrichiellaceae. Gene Ontology annotation, biological process: mitotic DNA replication checkpoint signaling; DNA replication initiation. The coding region runs from base 24 to 2282 and encodes 752 amino acids. The transcript has a single exon.
GUCUGUCCAGAAAGGUAACCGCCAUGCAUAGACAGAAAAGUUAUUCAACAAAAGGCGGUCUUUUCCGGGAGGAUUCUGAUGAUGAGCUUGGAUACGAAGAUCACCCCUGGCAAUGGAUUUACGACGACGAGGAAAAGCCCGAACCUCCCGAUGAUGACAGAACACCGACAAAGAAACGAAAAGCCAGUUCUCUUAGCCAAUCUUCAAGAAAGCGACAGAUUGUUGGUGCACGAAUGGGCUCCUUUUGUGUCCGAGUGGGGGAUUCAAUCCUCCUGAAAUCACCAGAGCAAGGCAAAGACUGGGUCGGGCUCAUUUGUUCCUUCUCAGAAACCGACGAGGAUGGUGAGGACGAAAUGUCCGUGUAUAUUCAAUGGUUCUGCACCCCCGAGGAGCUGGCUUUUGGGAAGCGGUCCAAGAUCAGACCGGAUGUGCUACCCAAUGAAUCUUAUAUCACCACCGAUUUCAACAUGAACCCGUUAACAGCAAUCAAUGGGAAGGCUACAGUUUUAUCAAAGGACUCUUUCUUACAGAAGUAUCCUGAUGGGAAACCCCCUAAGUCAAAAUCAGCAGCCAGCAAAUAUGCCAAAACCAUCGUAUGCCGACGAGGAGUCAAGCAGAGAACUCUGCGAUUCACCGAAGACUUUGUCUGGGAAGAGAUCUACAAGGGCCCAGAAGACUUGCUGGACCUGAUCGACUGGAUCAAGGAACAGACCAAAACUCGCAAAAGAGAGAAUGCGAGCAAGGAAGAAGACCUCGAAUAUGACCAGUUGAAAGAGACCGCGGACGAUGGACCAAAGACACCCAGUAAACGUCGAAAGAUGACCUCGGCCGUUUCGACUCCACGUUCUUCUGUCAAGUCCUCCAAAUACACCACUCCCACGCACAAACGAAUACUCAUCAAGAAGCCUAUAGAGAUCACUCCUUUAGGAACCCGAGUCCUUUCUCCCUCACAAUGCAUGUCUACUCCAUACUCGCAUGCGCGAACCACGUUGCACGUUUCCGCCGUCCCUACGUCACUUCCCUGUCGCUCCAACGAAUUCAGUACAGUCUACUCACAUCUCUACUCAGCCAUCGUCGAUGGCUCCGGGGCUUGCAUCUACAUAUCCGGGACGCCCGGGACCGGCAAGACGGCCACUGUUCGAGAAGUGGUAACGUCACUUCACCAAGCAGUUCUAAAUGACGAGCUCGAUGAUUUCAAUUUUGUCGAGAUCAACGGCAUGAAAGUCACCGAACCACACCAAUCAUACUCACUCCUGUGGGAAGCAUUGAAAGGCGACCGGGUCAGCCCGAACCACGCUCUGAGCCUGCUAGAACAGGAAUUCUCUCACCCGUCACCUCGCCGUAUCCCAUGUGUAGUUCUGAUGGACGAGCUCGACCAACUUGUAACGAGGAACCAGAGUGUCAUGUACAACUUCUUCAACUGGCCCGCCAUGCGUCACUCGAGGCUCAUUGUCCUCGCUGUCGCCAAUACCAUGGAUUUGCCCGAGCGGACGCUGUCAAACAAGAUCAGCUCAAGACUGGGGCUGACCAGAAUAACAUUUCCUGGCUACACGCACACCCAGCUGAUGGAGAUCAUUUCUUCGCGAUUGGAGGGCGUUGCCGGUAACAUCGUGGACAAAGACGCUGUCCAAUUUGCGAGCCAGAAGGUUGCCGCAGUAUCAGGAGAUGCGCGCCGAGCUUUGGAUAUUUGUCGUCGAGCAGUCGAAAUUGCGGAACAGUCACAGGAGAAGAAGGACGUGGCGUCCGAUGCAGAUGCCGAAGAAGUGGCAGCUGGCACGCCCAGCCGUAAAAACAGGAGCAAGGCUGACAUUCAGGAGACUGAUAAGACGAAACGACUGGCGCGGGUCACGAUAGCCACGAUCAGGCAAGCCAUCAACGAAGCAACAUCUUCUCCAGUGGCUCAACAUCUCAAGUCUGUGCCGCUCUCUUCGAAGCUCUUUUUGGCAGCUCUCCUUGCACGGUCUCGACGCACAGGCGUCGCCGAGUCCACCCUGGGCGAUGUCGUUGUCGAAGCCAAGCACAUUGUGCAUGUUGCCGAGAACAGUGCGAUCCAUGAUUUCCUUCUUGUUGACACCGAGGUAGGGAAGACAUCGUCUAAGAUGCCUCGUGUCCUCGCCCUUGGUGCCGCAGCUAUGGAGCUAGUGGAGGCAGGUAUCAUAGCCAUGGAAGCAAGAAAUAGAGGAGAGAGAGCAGGGAAGGUCAGGUUCAAGGUCGGAGAAGAAGAGGUGAAGAGCGCGCUCAUGGCUGAUCCGGAGGUCAAGGGGAUGGGUUUCAAUGCAUAG